Messenger RNA from Sardina pilchardus (European sardine), 3943 nucleotides. RefSeq names its product zinc finger protein 319. Gene Ontology annotation, cellular component: nucleus. Gene Ontology annotation, molecular function: DNA-binding transcription factor activity, RNA polymerase II-specific; RNA polymerase II cis-regulatory region sequence-specific DNA binding. Gene Ontology annotation, biological process: regulation of transcription by RNA polymerase II. Lineage: Eukaryota; Metazoa; Chordata; Actinopteri; Clupeiformes; Clupeidae. The record is from RefSeq and is a predicted model, not a curated record. The transcript is spliced from 3 exons. The coding region runs from base 418 to 2208 and encodes 596 amino acids.
GGUGAGUGCAUUCACAAUGGACUCUCGUCUCGUCGUCUGCAAACUUGCACAAUAUUCUCCUCAGUAUUCCCGUCUUUGAAGAUUCUGAAUACAGGGUGGCCGUGUUCGGGGGCAGGUCCACGGAUUCGGAUCACCAUCAGGGCCGCAAGCCCUCGGAGAAAUAGUAUUUGCCCACUUACAUCCUAUUUCACCGAAUUGCCAUGGUUCAUCGAACGGCGAGAUAGAGGGGUUUUGCCUGUAAAGAAGGACACAACCUGCACUAGUGGAACAUCUUGUUCCUAACAUUAAUUACACAUGGUGUUGGUGUACCAAAAAUAAAACAGGUGGCUCUGACACCACAGUGCACUUGGACAGUCAUACUUUAGGUUGCUCUGCGGGUGGCCUGGUCCUCACUCUCCCCCAUCAGGGACAACUUUCAUGAUCCACGGUCCACCUCUCUCAUCUUCAAAACUGAAUCCAUACGUGCGCAGCGGCAGGAUGACGGAGGCCUGGCAGCAGCACGCUGUAGUGCCUCCCCCAGUGGUGCACACUCUCCCCCACGGGGCAGAGAACCCACUGGGGAGUGCCGUCUACGGGAUAGUCCUGCAACCAGAUCCUACCCUGGCACCGCCUCCGCACAGCCAACACGCCCAGCCACACCCGGUGGCAGCCCAGCAGCCCUCCCUGCAGGUGGGCAGCGAGGGCAGCCACAAGUGUGGCGCCUGCGGGCACGACAUCUCACACCUGGCCAACCCGCACGAGCACCAGUGCAUGGUGAACCAGGAUCGCUCCUUCCAGUGCACCCAGUGCAUGAAGAUCUUCCAGCAAGCGACCGAUCUCCUGGAGCACCAGUGUAUUCAGGUGGAGCAGAAGCCGUUUGUGUGUGGCGUGUGCAAGAUGGGGUUCUCGCUGCUCACCUCGCUGGCGCAGCACCACACGGAACACACCGGAAGCAACCCCAUGAAGUGCUCCAUCUGCGAGAAGACGUACCGCCCGGGCUCCUCGGGGAACCCCGGCUCCUCAUCCUCCGCCAACACCGGCGAGGGAUCGUCCACCUCCACGUACGACGGCUCCGCUCCUCACCGACCGUACAAGUGCUCCGUGUGCCACAAGAGCUUCCGUCACCUGUCUGAACUUUCGCGCCACGAGCGUGUGCACACGGGCGAGAAGCCCUUCAAGUGUACCGUUUGCGACAAGAGCUUCAGCCAGGCCUCCCACCUGCAGCACCACCAGCGCACGCACAGCUCCGAGCGCCCCUACAAGUGUGCCGUGUGCGAGAAGACCUUCAAGCACCGCUCGCACCUGGUGCGUCACAUGUACUCCCACUCCGGAGAGCACCUGUUCAAGUGCAACCUGUGCGAGAUGCACUUCAAGGAGUCGUCCGAGCUGCUGCACCACCAGUGCCAGCCUGCCGGCGACCGCCCGUUCCGCUGCAGCUCGUGCGACAAGGGCUUCAAGCGCCAGUCCGACCUGCGCCAGCACGAGCGCACCCACUCGGAGGACCGCCCGUUCCAGUGCGAGGAGUGUCAGAUGAGCUUCAAGCAGCAGUACGCCCUGGUCCGCCACCGCCGCACGCACAAGAACCCCGCCGACCGGCCGUUCAAGUGCAACCUCUGCGACAAGGGCUUCCUGCAGCCCUCCCACCUGCUCUACCACCAGCACGUGCACGGCAUCGAGAGCCUGUUCAAGUGCGCCGCCUGUCAGAAGGGCUUCAGCCAGUCGGGCGAGUUGCUGAAGCACAAGUGCGGCGCGGCUGCCUCGUCGUCCGAGAAGCCCUACAAGUGCGACGUGUGCGGCAAAGGCUACAAGAAGUCCUCGACGCUGCAGCGCCACCAGAACAACGCGCACUGCACGGAGAAGCCCCUGAAGUGCUCGCUGUGCGAUCGCCGCUUCGUGUCGUCCUCGGAGUUCGUGCAGCACCACUGCGACCCGGCCCGCGAGAAGCCGCUCAAGUGUUCCGAUUGCGAAAAGCGCUUCAAAUACUCCUCGGAGAUGCAGCGUCACCGGCGCGUCCACACGGGCGAGAAGCCCUUCAAAUGCCCAACCUGCGACAAGGGCUUCAAGCAGCGCGAGCACCUGGCCAAGCAUGGCAGCGUCCACUCCAGAGAGGCCCAGUUCAAAUGUGUGUGGUGUGGCGAGCGCUUUGGAGACCUGUGCGCACUCCAGGAGCACACUGUCCAGCACACUGCAGAAGGUGGAGGCUACCCUGUGGCCCCCUGCAUACAGUAACGGCUGUAUACACCAGUCUUAGAAUAAAUGAACCCAUAAACUUACGUAGCACCUUUACUUCCUUGAUAUCUAGAAUUACAGUGUUACACCGGCCAUGUAUUCACACACUGCCUCAUUAUACAAUAUUCUUGUUUUAUGCACUUCUAUCAGGCCAAGUUUUAUGCCUGCCCCCUCCUUUUUGGUCGUUUCUUCACAAAGGAAAUAUCUUAAGCACAAACUGUAAGACUUUGGUGGAAUUGCAGAAAAUCAUUUUUCAUACUGUGCUGUCAGUGUGACAGCCAUACUAUCUGUAAUCUCCUGUGACAUGUGCAGUACUUCUUGGCCUCUUAUCCAAAUUCUGAAGGUUCAACGUAUGGGCUACGGAAUCUUCAAGUGCCAUGAACACAGAAUGAAUAGAAAGCACUUGUGUAUUUUAUCGUAUUCAUCAUAUAUUGUUGACUUAUUUUUUACCUGUGAACAAUGACAUCAGUGUCCUUCAUUGUGAUACAAGUGAAGAUACAUUUAUUUCAUGUAACCUAUCCAGUGCUAUGAUGCUAUCCCCAAAUCCAAUGGAUAUCUUUGCACGAAUGUACAAUACAUGUAUGAAGAGGUGUCCUCACCUGAUCAUUGAUAAAGAUGGCAUACUAGUCUAAAGGUAAAAGACAUUCAUCCAAAAAUGCCUGUAAAUUGUUCAUGUUGCUUUAGGAAGUGCUUAAAUGUAUUCCAUCACAAGUAUUGUUAAAUAUGAUACUUAGUACUGACUCAGCAGUUUGUUCCCUCAACAGUUUUUGCUGUUUCACUUAUUGGACCACAUAUAGGUAUGUUUGACACCUUGUACCUGUUGAAUUUUGAGAAGGGAUUAUUUGUGGCAAAUUUGAAGCCACUUGGACAAACCAACCAGGACAGAAUAAAAUAAGCACAUCUGUUCUGCAAUAGCUGGGUUCUUGUCAAAAAAUGUCUGUAAAUAGAUGUGUUAUAACAACUUUCACAGACAGUGGUAGAAUUUGCAUAGUAUCUGUGUUAUAUCAGCUGUGAACUGUGCAAACUUAAUUUCUGCUCUCUAUGUUUGUUUUUUCUCUCAUUUGAAAAAAUGUUAAGCAUGACUUUACGCUCUCUCUUUCUCUCAGCUCAUCCUGGAUCAUCUCUGCUGCCCCUAUAGUUUCUUCCUCCUACCAGUCUUUAAACGCAGGUCUACUUACAGCUUUAGACAUGUUACUGAGUACCCUCUGUUCACGAGGCAUCUUAUAGAAAAAGCAUACUUGAAGUGUGCAAGCAUACAAGUGGGGCGUCUGCUCAAAGUUUUUUAAAGAAGAAAAAAAAACUUGUAACAGUGCUUAUGUUUCUGUAUUUCUUGUCUCUCUGCUCAGAAAAGAUUGUGAUUUUCUUUUGAGUAUAAUGACAAUAUUUGUGUUUCUGUCUAGUAACGUGUUUAAAAAAGGAGAAAAAAUAGGUUUUUUUCAUAAGCUGACUAAACAUGUAUAAAUGAUUGUGAGUAAAAGGAGCUUUGAGUUAUUAGGGACUGAGCUUAAGCCAAAGGACUGUAUGUGAUCCGUUGCCACUCGAACACUAGUAUUGGAAUCUCUAGCAUGGUCGUACUUGAUUUCAUAACAUCGUGUUACAGCUUUUCUAACUUUCUCGAAAACUGUGUAGCCAUGUAACGUGAGUGAAAUGUAUAAGUGAUCUUCAAUAUACUGUAUGUAACCAUCAUCAAGUACUUAGCACUUACAAAUAAAAACAUUUUUCAUGUAAAUAUAAA